UGAAACUGUACUGAAAUCAUUAUUAUCAUCAUGUCUGCUCGCCGCCUGUCAACUAAAGUUCCAACGGAAGCACUCGUUUAUUUUGAGUUUGACGAGAGUACUAGCAUAGUGCCUACAAAGAAACUUCAUGGAGAAGUAAAAGUGAAUGGUGUCGUAGACAUCACAUACAGCGGAAAGCACCUGACAUGUCAAAUUAUAGCCCUAUCAAAUGACAACUCGGAGCUCGUCGACUUGGAUGCUGAUUUUUGGAAGACCAAAAACAGUACAACUGACACGACAACAAAAGCAGUCAUUGCGAAUCAUGAUGACAACAUUCAGGAGUCAGAUGGCAAUGUUGAUGAUGUCGACGAUGAAUUACCCGCUCCAAAGAAGGCUAGAGUAGAAGUAGUCGACGAUGCUGAUGAUGUACCCACUCCAAAGAAGGCUAUAGUAGACGAUUCUGAUGACGAAUUACUGCGACCCGCUCCAGAAGUUGCCGAGAGCCAUGAUGACAGCAUCCAGGAGUUCGUGAACCAAACCAUUGAAACACUUUUGCCUGUUAAUCGUAUGUUCACAAUUAUAGUUUUUCUAUAGGCCUACUAAAAUUGACAAAUACGAUUUAUUCAGAUUUGUAUUUCUUUGAACAAUCGUAUAAAAUGUAAACAAACCGAUGACAACAUUUUAUUUAAUUUUUACUUAAUAAUACAU
This is a messenger RNA of Anneissia japonica, 687 nucleotides long. RefSeq lists its product as uncharacterized. NCBI's taxonomy places the organism in Eukaryota, Metazoa, Echinodermata, Crinoidea, Comatulida, Comatulidae. The record is from RefSeq and is a predicted model, not a curated record. The transcript has 2 exons. The coding region runs from base 31 to 573 and encodes 180 amino acids.